Messenger RNA from Osmerus eperlanus (European smelt), 2152 nucleotides. RefSeq lists its product as uncharacterized. The record is from RefSeq and is a predicted model, not a curated record. The transcript is spliced from 9 exons. Bases 60 to 890 code for a protein of 276 amino acids. NCBI's taxonomy places the organism in Eukaryota, Metazoa, Chordata, Actinopteri, Osmeriformes, Osmeridae. Gene Ontology annotation, cellular component: plasma membrane.
AUUCAGGAGAGCGGAAAUUUAGAAGAGGGACAGUUCUGUUUGACAAAUUCUGUGAGAGAAUGAAAGGAUAUAGAAGAGUCAAAUACAGCUUAUUUGCCUGCUGUUACAUGUUUUCGGUAGCCAGUACAGUUCUGGUUGCUGUCGGAAUCUAUUCCAAGAUUGCCAAAGAGAAAGAUGUUGUGGAUACGUUGACAAUUGACCCAGCUCUCUUGCUGAUCAUUGUUGGGUCUCUAAUGUUAAUGAUCACCUUCUUUGGGUGCUUUGGGGCACUACGUAAUGGGACCUGGUUACUGAGAAUGUUUCUAGGAAUCCUGGUGGCAAUCCUACUGCUUCAAAUUGUUGCUGCUGUGCUCGGAUUUGUUUUCUCUGAUAUGGUCUUGGAAAGGACAGAGAAGCUGAUGAGAAAAGCCAUUGUACGUUAUCGAGAAGAUUUGGACUUGGAAAAUGUCAUUGACUUUGUUCAAAAAAAGUUGCAAUGCUGUGGAGUACAUUCAUACAAGGACUGGUCAUACAACAUAUACUUUGAAUGCCUGGAUGGCAAUCCUAGUCAAGAGGCCUGUGGAGUGCCCUUCUCCUGCUGUCUGCAACUGCGCAAUGAGACCAUUUUCAACACCAUGUGUGGCUACAAGGUCCAGGGUUUGGAGGAGACCACUGCACAGGGGAGAGUGUACACCACAGGCUGUCUUGACAGGAUUGUAUGGUGGGGGAAAAGAAACCUUUUCCUUGUGAGUGGGCUGACUGGGGGGCUGCUCCUUCUUGAGAUUUGCAUGCUUUCAUUGGCUGCUGCACAGGUGUAUAUAAUAAAGCAUGUGCAAAUGAAGAGGACAAGAAAUUGCAGUCUGAGCCCUUCCUUCUCCAGAGAGAGACAAAAUUCUUCUCCCGAGAAGUGACUCUGUACUGGGCCUUGAUGUUCCGGAGUGGAUUGUAUUCUGGACGGAUUUUAUAAGGACAGUGGAAACCUGCUUUGAUAAUGUCGCCGAGCUGGGAUAUUGCUACGAAGCCACUUCUAUGCGACAACAAUUUGAUGAUGGGAGCAUAAACGUACUGGACAUAUAAAAGAUUUCCUAUGAAAAAAAGGUUGAAAAGAUUUAACACCCUAUUUGGAUUAUAAUAUGAUAAUAAAUUAUUGCCAUUAGUUAAAUAAGUGUCAAAUAGGAUAGGACAUUAGAAAAUGUAAAUAUAAUUUGUCUGAGACAAUAGGAAUUCACAGCUGUGUUGUAAACAGUAAGUUACAAACAGUAAAGAUUUGUGUUUUUUUUUUUUUACUGUACAAUACAAAAUACACUGUACUAUAAAAAAUAUAAACCAUUAAUUUUACGUGUCACACCAUGUUAGAAUGUUAUGAGGAAAGAUGAAGGUCCUCAUGAUUUCAGAGUGUCUAAUAUAUUUUCAUUUAAUCAAGACUUUCUACAGGCACAGUACAUUACUGUCUAUCAUUUAUAACUGAUGGCAGUGGAUUGAAGUACCCACCAAUUGACAGUCUACAUGUGAAACAUAUUGUCAUUGUGUCAUUUGAAAUAUAAUGCUAUAUAAUAAUAUAUAUUUAUAUAUUAUAUAUAUAUCCCCUUUUUUAUUAUCAUAGAUUGCAUUUAGAUACGUACCAGAUGCCACAUCCCAAAUAUUGAUGGUUCGAUCUUGUGUUCCUGUAAAGACGUACUGAUCACACUUAGAGAAAGUAGCACAGAGAACCCCUUCAAAGAAGAACCCCUGUACAUGAGGUAAAACAAAAAAAGAAAAGAAUUUGUUAACAGAAUAAGGCUAUGAAGUUUGUUAAUGGCUGAUUGAAAUUGUCUGCAACAGUUCAGGAGUUUUAAGAUUAGGAUACAGCGAAGAAAUAGAAGUAUACACCUGCGGUAAAUUGUUUCCAUCAAAUAUGUGAGCUGGCUAGCAAUUAGACAUAAGGACAUACAUUAGCAAUACCUCCUCCUAUGUAGCCAUGGGUAUUGCUGUUGUGGCCUACAAAACCUGACGUAGCUAGUUGUCAACGUAUUUAGUCACAAAAUGUUGUGUCGCUGACCUGCCUCCUAGUGGACAUAGCUUUUAAACAUCAAUGUUGACAUGAAGAACGCAGUCGAGUAUGUGAACAAUGCCACAUGUGUAGCUUUUACGUAAAUACAUACACGUACAAAACUGAAGUAUACAGAGGCCUUUA